UGGGGGGACAGCGUGAGACGACCCGGUACCGGGGGUGGGUGCGGCGGCUCUUGUUAAUCGGGACUGGAAUAACCGGAGAGAUAGAGGCUGCGGGGAGACAGUAAGCCGGGUACAGUGUCGGCCCUAGGCCUCGGGCUUUGUCCGGCUUAUACACUCAGUUUGAAUGGACACAAUCUCUAAAGCAAGACUGUAAAUGUUCAGCAAUGGACAAGGAAGGAAUCAGUGAAUUAAUUUGAAGCUAAUAUAAACUCGCUAGACUGAUUCAUCAACAGAAAGCUUCUUUAUGGAGAUACUUUUGCAAAAUAUCUUGAUGACAUUCUUGUGUAUAACAUACAUUAGGAAUAAAGAAACUGAAAGCUAAAGGAGUGUGUGACAAAAUCCUGGAUUUUCAUUCGAUGUACAUUCCACCACCAGGAUACGUGUGGAAGUCCUUGGAUUACCCAAAAUCGGAAUGGGAGGAAUUGAAAAAGAUAGACAUUAUUUUAUUGUGAUGAAAGAAUUUACUGACAGCAAGAAGAAGAUCCAAAAAGGCUUAUUGGGCUAUUUCACCAGGUCAGAAAAUGGGGAAUUAUCUGCAGUUGUGGAGCUUAACAAGAAGACCAUAAAAUUAACAAAAGUGAAGCAAGAAGAUGUCCAAAAAAUCAGCAAGGAUGAAGCAGAGUUGCUUCUUGAAAUCCAGGACAUGUCUCAUCGAUGUGCACUUGUUCAGAAUGAAAAUCUUUUCAAAUCUAUUUCUAUCCUACAAAUUAAUGACAUUGUGCAAGUGAAAGGGGCCAAGGAAACAUGGGUAGGAAUUGUCAAAAAUAUUAUAAACUCUAAACGUGACAAUGGAUUGAAACUAAAUGGAACAUUGUUUCAAGUCGAGAGUGUGGAGGGAGAAGACCAUAAAACGAAGGGGAGGAAAAACGUCAAACACACUUUAAUUAAUGCAGGGGAUAUCACUUGCGCAAGUAAUACUAAAGUGGGACCAUCUCAUUCAGAUGAUAAAGAGAAUAAAUUAUACAGUGAUGGUAGGUUCGAACAUCAGUCGACAGUUUUCACUGAUGCAGAAAACUGGAACAAGUCCCCAGUUGGAAGUCAGUCUCCAAGCUUAUCACCCAGGAAAACGGGCAGAGAAAAAUCAGAUGAAGUUUCAACCUCAGCUCAUUUAAAGAUUUCUAAACACUACAGUUCCAAAACUUUCAACUCUACCCUAUCCAUUCCUGGUCAAAAACUUACGGAGAGUGACAGUAGUGCUCUAGAGGUUGAGUCAAUGGUGGAAGUAAAAUUGCCUAAUAAUGCUAUAGUCUAUGGAGUUAUCAGAUGGAUUGGUAUACCGGAAGGUCACGACAGUUUGUGGGCGGGAAUUGAGUUGGACUAUGAACUAAACAAUGCGAGCGAUGGAACGUUUGAGAAAAAUCGUUAUUUUUGUUGUGAACAGAACAAAGCAACUUUUAUACCAUUAAGGAACUGUAAACCUGACGCCCGCUUUUCAUCAAACGUACUGAAGGAGGUAGUCAACAGUCCAGUUCCUGCAUCAGUGAAGACCAUUCAAGAUAACCUGGCCGUACAAGAGGAUGUUCCUCCAGUGCGAGAAGCUGAAGCACUACAGCUUAUGAAAGGAAGAAUGAAAGGGAUUCAGGGACACCACAAUUCUUGCUAUCUGGACUCCACAAUUUUUAGCUUGUUCGCAUUCACGACAGUGGUAGAUAGUAUACUUCACAUGCCUGGAGGACACGAUGAGAAAAUUCAACGUGUACUGAGGGAGGAUAUAGUCAACCCACUUCGCAAGACUGGAGUUGUGAAUGCAGAUAAAGUGACAAAAUUAAGGAAACUAUUAGGAUGUGACACGUUUAUUUCGGCAGAGAAAGAUCCAGAAGAAUUCAUCAAUAUCCUAUUGCAUGAAGUGCUGGCAGUUGAUCCAUUGCUAAAGAUCAGGUCAGGCCAGAAAAUUCAAGAGAGCUACUGUUAUCAGAUAAUCCUGGAGAGAGACGAGAAACUGACCGUACCAACGGUACAGUUGCUUCUGGAGAGGUCCUUUCUCUCUUGUGACUUAAAAUUUGAGGAGAUCCCAUCGUGCCUGUUGAUUCAGAUGCCACGGUUUGGAAAAGAGUUUAAAAUGUUCCCAAAGAUUAUGCCCUCAUUGGAACUAGAUAUCACAGAUUUACUUAGUAACACUCUGAGACAGUGCUUCAUAUGUGGAGAAGUGGCAGAGUAUGAAUGUGCUCAGUGUCUUCUGGACCCAACACUUAAUCCAGGUGCCAUAAAACAAUACUGCUUCACUUGCAAUAAACAGGUUCAUUUCCAUAAGGAGAGGAAGGAUCACCAAUUCAGAAAAUUUCCAUAUCCAAGAGACAUUUCUGCCAGAUCCCCUUUUCCACAACACAGGAUGGAACUGUUUGCAGUGCUUUGCAUUGAAACCAGCCAUUAUGUUUCAUUUGUGAAAUAUGGGCCCAGCAAACAUUCCUGGCUUUUCUUUGACAGUAUGGCUGAUCGAAUUGGUGAUGAGAAUAUUCCAGAGAUAACGGAUUGUCCACAAAUAGGUGAUUACCUGCUGAUGUCAGAGGACAAGCUGGCUUAUACGGACCUGAAGCAGCUUGAUGGAUUUGCAAAGAGACUUUUCUGUGAUGCCUAUAUGUGCAUGUAUCAAAGCCCUAGGAUGUGCUUGUAUAAGUGAUGUGCAGCAGAGUUCAAAAGGCUGACAGUGAAACUGACCUUUCAAUAAGUUAUUGGAAAUAGUCUUGUCUUCAGUGUUCAACAUUCUUGAAUGGAGGAGCUCAUUGAAUGGGUAAUAACAAGUCUGGCAAAUGCUCCUGUACUAUCUUCUUCAAAUGAACUGCCCUGCAUGACAAAAUAACUCUGUAAAGAUGGCUAGCUAUUUUGACUUUGAAUUUAAACCUGUUUUAAAUAAAUGUUGGAUGCAACUAA
This is a messenger RNA of Rhincodon typus (whale shark), 2907 nucleotides long. RefSeq names its product ubiquitin carboxyl-terminal hydrolase CYLD-like. Gene Ontology annotation, cellular component: cytosol. Gene Ontology annotation, molecular function: K63-linked deubiquitinase activity; cysteine-type deubiquitinase activity. The record is from RefSeq and is a predicted model, not a curated record. Lineage: Eukaryota; Metazoa; Chordata; Chondrichthyes; Orectolobiformes; Rhincodontidae. Bases 452 to 2656 code for a protein of 734 amino acids. The transcript has 15 exons. Gene Ontology annotation, biological process: protein K63-linked deubiquitination.